CACCAAUCAUCAUAAGGAAUAAGGAAUUAUCUACCUUGUGGUACUUGCAUACCGAUAGACCCAUUUGUGACCUUUGAUAAGGCUAAUGUCCACGGUAUUCGUAUUCAGUUACAUGCCCGGCCAUUCUUAAUUUAUUUAACAUUAAUGUAACAGGAAAACCAAGGUAUUACAGCUGAGCAUUCCGUUGUCAGCCGGAUGGAAACUUGCAGUGAUCGUUAUCUAAAUACCCGCCUUAUCUUUUAAACCGGAUCUUCAUUACAUUUUAGGAACAUAAUGGCUGCAGAAUCAGAGGAAAAAGCUUUGCACUAUAGAAGAGCUCAAAGUGUAACGCGAGCCGAAGAAAUUACAGAACAAGAAACUAAAGCAAGGAAGUCACAGCAAGAUAAACCAAUCCAUAAGCCAAGAGAUUCCCUGUUCUCAUGGAGCUCAGGGUUCAAGAACUUUACAGGCCUGGUGAACUGGGGGUUUCUCAUGCUGUCUAUUGGAGGCUUGCGCUUGUUCCUUGAAAAUUUCCUCAAGUAUGGUUUUCGUGUGAAGCCCAUAGAAUGGUUCAUUAUUCUUACUGGCGGGAAUGAAGGUGCCCAAAAUGAAUUCCCAUCACUAGUAUUAAUAAUUUUCUCUGUGGUACUUGUUGUUGCAAGUCUGCUGAUAGAGAAAGCCAUUGCUGUGGAUAUGAUAUCCGGAAAAUUUGGAAGUAUCCUACAAGUAUGCUACCUUAUUAUACUGGUGACUUUACCUGUGGCUGUUUUACAAUACAAGGGUCAAGAAUUUAGUCUUGUGGGGGGAACAACAGUGUGUUUUAUUUAUUUAAUAUUAUUCUUGAAAUUAUGGAGCUACGCCCAAACUAAUCACUGGGUCCGUAAAGGAGCAAAGGGCAAGUUCUCCAAGAACACUUUGCGGAGACAGAGUCUAUCUGCACCCAAUUACAAUGAGCUCAUUAGCGCGGAACAAGAUCAAACCAUCGAGGAGAAAGGCGACGCGUUCGCGGUCGCCGGGCUUGUGAGGUACCCCGACAACCUCAACCUCAAAGACCUGUUUUACUUCCUGCUCGCGCCAACCCUGUGUUAUGAAUUGAAUUUCCCUCGCACUAGACGAAUUCGCAAGCGCUUUCUGAUCAAACGUCUACUCGAGGUAGUGUUCGGCGUGAACUUGGUGCUGGCGCUGUUCCAACAGUGGAUGAUCCCGUCCGUCACCAACUCCAUUGACACCUUCUCUAGGAUGGACUACCUGAAGAUGUUGGAGAGACUGUUGAAGCUUGCUGUGCCAAACCAUCUCAUGUGGCUGUGCUUCUUCUACCUGAACUUCCACUCGUUUCUGAACCUAAUGGGCGAGUUGUUGCACUUCGCCGACCGGCACUUUUACGGCGACUGGUGGAACGCGAACAACAUCGGCACGUUCUGGCGCACGUGGAACCUGCCCGUGCACAAGUGGGCCGUGCGACACGUUUACAUUCCUAUAACUGAGAUGGGGUACAGCAAAACUACCGCCAGCGCCGCUGUGUUCCUUAUCUCAGCGUUGUUCCAUGAGUAUUUGGUGAGCGUCCCCCUGCAAAUGUUCCGCGUGUGGGCAUUCCUGGGCAUGAUGGCGCAGCCGCCGCUGUCGGUGAUCUCCCGCUUCGCCGAGGUGCGGCUCGGCCCGCGCUACGGCAACCUCAUCGUGUGGAGUUCCAUCAUCCUCGGCCAGCCGCUCGCCAUCAUGAUGUACUACCACGACUACGCGCUCCAGCACUUUAAACCGCAGGAACACUGAAUACAGACUACAAAUUGUGACAUUUCCAAUCAAAAAGUACCACUUUGUCGCUUGCCAUAAGGUAAGGACGCUUUGAAGUUAUUCGUAAGGGUGGAUUCCACCUGCCCAAUUUCUUUGUCCAAUGUGCAUUAAUGCGUUUCACUCUCUCAUUAAGCAAAAUGGGAGACGCAAAUACACAUUGGAUCAAGAUAUUUCACAAAUGGAAUACCAUCCUAUGAUAGGUUCAAGCAAAUUGUGUCUUUAUGAUAAGCGACAAAGUGGUCCCUUUUUCUUGAAAACUACACAAAUACCUAUUAGCUGCGACAGUCACUAGUCCAUUAAAAUUAAUAGUUUAAAUAUUUUCGGUAUUCAAGAGUUAGAUAUUCGUAAGGACAAAGGACAGCAAUUUUGACUUACCACCCGUUAAUGAGUGUAAUUAUACAACAAUAUUUACCAAAAUUGGCGCCAAAUAUUUUUAUUAUUACCCAAAUUAUUAAUCACUACAAAUAUGUUAUAUCAGUUAUACAUUAAGAUAGAAACGUAAUAGAAGCUCAAUUGAAGUGCCAUUAGGUGUUGAUAAAUUUAUUUAUAAUCUUAUAAGGGUGUUAGGUGGAGGGUACUGGGCUUUAUAAUGUGCUGGUUAUUAUAUCAUACUUGUUAACUAUAUUGAGGCAUUUGGGUGUAAAUGUAUAAGACUGAGUCCUCACCGCGCUUUGUGCCUUAUUAUAUUUGCGCUUGUGAUAAACGCGUUCAUGACCAUAUUUUAUAUAUUGAUUUAUGAAUAAGCACAAUACUUUUGUACCUAUAUGUGAAUAUUUAUUAUGGGAGUAAUAAAUAAUUCACUUGAGAUUAUUAUGAAAUAUAGAUUAAGAGUUAAUUGUAAUUUUCAGGAUGAAAAUAUUUUUAUAAAAGAUGUCUGUUAUUAUGUAUUGCAUUUAUUUAUAUUAUUAUUUAUUGAAUACCAUUAAUUUUUACAUUUAGAACCAUAUUUUCUUAAUUAGGUUUAAGAUAAUUUGUUACAUGGCAUAUCAAAUUUCUACUUACUAGGUAACUAUGUACAU
This is a messenger RNA of Cydia strobilella, 2789 nucleotides long. RefSeq names its product diacylglycerol O-acyltransferase 1 (gene mdy). Gene Ontology annotation, biological process: triglyceride biosynthetic process. The record is from RefSeq and is a predicted model, not a curated record. Gene Ontology annotation, cellular component: endoplasmic reticulum membrane. The coding region runs from base 274 to 1749 and encodes 491 amino acids. NCBI's taxonomy places the organism in Eukaryota, Metazoa, Arthropoda, Insecta, Lepidoptera, Tortricidae. Gene Ontology annotation, molecular function: diacylglycerol O-acyltransferase activity. The transcript has 12 exons.